CAUAAACCCCGCCCCCGGAUGGAUGACAUCAUCGCUUGGUCAACAUGGCUGACGGCAUCCCGUUAGAUCCGAUACGGAAAAGCUUGCGGAGAAACCACUACUACUACCACUCUGUCCGACAUUCGAGAUUGUCCGUGGACGAUGAGCCGUCCAGCCUGGAUGAGAUGCCCCUGAUGAUGUCCGACGAGGCCUUCGAGAACGACGAAAACGACUACCAAACACUGCCGCGGGCCCGGGUUAACCACAGACGGCGAGGACUUGGCUGGUUCCUCCUCGGUGGCUGGAAAGUUCUCUGGUCAAGCUGCUGCGAUUGCCUGGUCCGAAUGUGCCGGCGGAAGAAGGAACUGAAAGCCCGCACUGUGUGGCUCGGCCAUCCGGAGAAGUGCGAGGAGAAGUUCCCCAAAAACUCCAUCCACAACCAGAAGUACAACAUCUUCACCUUUGUGCCAGGGGUUCUCUACCAGCAGUUCAAGUUUUUCCUCAAUCUCUACUUCCUGGUGGUGGCCUGCUCGCAGUUUGUGCCCUCGCUGAAGAUCGGAUACCUGUACACGUACUGGGCGCCCCUGGGCUUCGUGCUGGCGGUCACCAUGGUGCGCGAGGCGGUGGACGAGGUGCGGCGCCAUCGGCGGGACAAGGAGAUGAACUCGCAGCUGUACACCAAGCUGACGCUGCGCGGUAAAAUCCAGGUGAAGAGCUCAGACAUCCAAGUAGGCGACCUGAUUAUUGUGGAGAAGAACCAAAGGAUUCCCGCAGACAUGAUCUUCAUGAGGACGUCUGAAAAGAACGGGGCGUGUUUCAUCAGGACGGACCAGCUGGACGGCGAGACAGACUGGAAGUUGAAAGUGGCGGUGGGAUGCACGCAGCGGCUUCCGGCAGUGGGGGACCUCUUCUCCAUCAACGCCUUCGUCUACGCCCAGAAGCCUCAGCUGGACAUCCACAGUUUUGAGGGCAACUUCACACGGGAGGACGCCGACCCCCAGGUCCACGAGAGCCUGAGCAUCGAAAAUACGCUGUGGGCCAGCACGGUCGUAGCGUCGGGCACCGUGAUCGGGGUGGUGAUCUACACCGGCAAGGAGACCCGCAGCGUGCUCAACACGUCCCACGCCAAAAACAAGGUGGGCCUUCUGGACCUGGAACUGAACCGUCUCACCAAGGCCCUGUUCUUUGCCCAAUUGGUUCUGUCCAUCGUCAUGGAAGCCGUGCACAGCUUUGUAGGUCUGUGGCUCCGCAACCUCUUCCGCUUUGUGGUGCUCUUCUCCUACAUCAUCCCCAUCAGCCUGCGAGUGAACCUGGACAUGGGCAAGGCGGCUUACGGCUGGAUGAUCAUGAAGGACGAGAACAUCCCCGGCACGGUGGUGAGGACUAGCACCAUCCCGGAAGAACUGGGCCGGCUGGUCUACCUCCUGACGGACAAAACAGGCACUCUGACCCAAAACGAGAUGAUCUUCAAGAGGCUGCACCUGGGGACCGUGUCCUACGGUACCGACACCAUGGAUGAGAUCCAGAGCCAUAUUAUCCAGUCCUAUGCUCAGGUUAGCUUAUCCAGAGCGCAAAAAAAAAAAUAUUGUGAGUGUUAUGUUCAAAGAAUGUCUGUCAUUUCCUGUCAGGGCUCCUCCAGCGGCGGCUCGGCCACUGCGUCCCAGAAAUCCCAGACGCCUGGCCCCAAAGUCCGCAAGAGCGUCAGCAGCCGCAUCCACGAGGCGGUGAAGGCCAUCGCCCUGUGCCACAACGUCACGCCUGUCUACGAGGCGUGCAGCGAGACCGAAGCGGCAGAGGCCGAGCAGGACUUCAGUGACGACAACCGCACGUAUCAGGCUUCCAGUCCCGAUGAGGUGGCGCUAGUGCAGUGGACGGAGAGCGUGGGCCUCACCCUUGUCAACCGAGACCUGGGAUCCCUGCAGCUCAAGACGCCCGCUGGGCAGAUACUGUCCUUCAACAUCCUGCAGAUCUUCCCCUUUACCUCCGAGAGCAAGCGCAUGGGCAUCAUUGUCAGGGAGGAGUCGACAGGUGACAUCACGUUCUACAUGAAGGGCGCCGACGUGGCCAUGGCGAGCAUCGUCCAGUACAACGACUGGUUGGAGGAAGAGUGCGGCAACAUGGCCAGAGAAGGUCUGAGAACGUUGGUGGUGGCUAAGAAGUCGCUGUCCGAGGAGCAGUACCAGGACUUUGAGAGCCGCUACAACCAGGCCAAACUGAGCAUCCACGACAGGACCCUGAAAGUGGCGGCGGUGGUGGAGAGCUUGGAGAGGGAGCUGGAGCUCCUCUGCCUGACCGGCGUGGAGGACCAGCUGCAGACCGACGUUAGGCCCACGCUGGAGCUGCUCAGGAACGCCGGCAUCAAGAUCUGGAUGUUGACUGGGGACAAGCUUGAAACGGCCACAUGCAUCGCCAAAAGCUCUCAUUUGGUCUCCAGAAACCAGGACAUCCAUGUUUUCCGACCGGUGACCAACCGAGGGGAGGCCCACCUGGAGUUGAACGCCUUCCGCAGGAAGCACGACUGCGCACUGGUCAUCUCGGGCGACUCCCUGGAGGUGUGCCUGCGCUACUACGAGCACGAGUUUGUGGAGCUGGCGUGCCAGUGCCCCGCCGUGGUGUGCUGCCGCUGCUCGCCCACGCAGAAGGCCCAGAUCGUCAUGCUGCUCCAGCAGCACACCGCCAACAGAACCUGCGCCAUCGGUGACGGCGGUAAUGACGUAAGCAUGAUCCAAGCUGCCGACUGCGGGAUUGGAAUCGAAGGAAAGGAAGGCAAGCAGGCGUCGCUGGCGGCCGAUUUCUCAAUCACGCAGUUCAAGCACAUCGGCCGCCUCCUCAUGGUGCACGGCAGGAACAGCUACAAGCGCUCAGCGGCCCUGGGCCAGUUCGUCAUGCACCGUGGGAUGAUCAUCUCCGCCAUGCAGGCGGUCUUCUCGUCCAUAUUCUACUUUGCUUCUGUUCCCUUGUACCAAGGAUUCCUCAUGGUUGGUUAUGCCACCAUCUACACCAUGUUCCCGGUCUUCUCGCUGGUCCUGGAUGAGGACGUGAAGCCGGAGAUGGCGCUGCUCUACCCGGAGCUCUACAAGGACUUGACCAAGGGCCGCUCGCUUUCCUUCAAGACCUUCCUGAUCUGGGUUUUGGUCAGCGUGUAUCAAGGGGGCAUCCUGAUGUACGGGGCGCUGGUGCUGUUCGAGUCGGAGUUUGUGCACGUGGUGGCCAUCUCGUUCACGUCGCUCAUCCUGACUGAGCUGCUGAUGGUGGCGCUGACGGUGCGCACGUGGCACUGGCUCAUGGUGCUGGCCGAGUUCCUCAGCCUGGGCUGCUACCUGGCCUCGCUCGCUUUCCUCAACGAGUACUUUGGCAUAGGCAGGGUGUCCUUUGGAGCUUUUCUUGACUUGAACUUCAUCACCACGUGGCCUUUCUUGUGGAAGGUGUCGUCCAUCACGCUGGUCAGCUGCCUGCCGCUCUACAUCAUCAAGUACCUCAAGCGAAAAUUCUCCCCGUCGAGCUACUCUAAACUGGCCUCCUGAGACUCACAAGAACGACAGCUCAUCAUUUUCAUGCACUUUUAUUUUUCUUCUUUUGAACCGACGCAAUUCCUCGCCGCUGGAUGUGGAGGUCAGUGAUCCACUGGAGCAAUCAGACACUUUUUCCUUUUUUUGAUUGACAUCUCAGACUUUUUGGGAUUACUUGAACAAAGCGAGCACAAAAAGUUAAAAAAGGAACUCGUCACACACCAAAAUGGCCACCAGAGGGAGUACGCACUUUGAUCCAAAGCUCCUCAAGUGUCAUUUUUUAAAUGCUUUUUAUAUACAUCUUUAAGUGUUUUUACUCAAAAGUGCAAUCAGGGUUGUCCGGAAUGAGUUUUAUCAUUCACGGCAUCUCCGUUUGCAUCUCUGAUCGCACAUAUCGUUUUUCAGGUGUUCAGGCGGGAAAAAAAGUCGAACGGAAUGUGGUUGGCGUUCUUUUUUUUUUUUAAAACUUUCCCUAAAGUGCAUUCCUGUGUCGUGUUGAAAUGUUGCGCAUGUUGUGCUUUUACGUCCCACAUUGCAAGUUGAAACCGUGUCGCUGCUAAUUAAGCUGUUCUUUUUCCAUUCAAGAUCCAAUAAAAUUGAAAGAUUUAAUAUAUUGCUGGUUUUUGAA
This is a messenger RNA of Syngnathus acus (greater pipefish), 4116 nucleotides long. RefSeq names its product ATPase phospholipid transporting 9B (gene atp9b). The record is from RefSeq and is a predicted model, not a curated record. Gene Ontology annotation, biological process: endocytosis; retrograde vesicle-mediated transport, Golgi to endoplasmic reticulum; phospholipid translocation. Gene Ontology annotation, cellular component: endosome; plasma membrane; trans-Golgi network. Bases 45 to 3503 code for a protein of 1152 amino acids. Gene Ontology annotation, molecular function: ATP binding; ATP hydrolysis activity; magnesium ion binding. The transcript has 27 exons. Lineage: Eukaryota; Metazoa; Chordata; Actinopteri; Syngnathiformes; Syngnathidae.